Molecule: messenger RNA, 1287 nt
Organism: Gigantopelta aegis
Lineage: Eukaryota; Metazoa; Mollusca; Gastropoda; Neomphalida; Peltospiridae
Product: kappa-type opioid receptor-like
Exons: 1
Coding region: 1-1287 (428 amino acids)
Biological process (GO): G protein-coupled receptor signaling pathway
Cellular component (GO): plasma membrane
Molecular function (GO): G protein-coupled receptor activity
Source: RefSeq, a predicted model, not a curated record
AUGGCGCUGGACACCACCUCGAUGUUUGAUGACUCUAAAGGUAUAGACGUUCUCCUUAAUGUGACAGAUUCAACUCCAGUUGUCUCGAUUUACCCGAAGCGACCCGACACUACAUAUUGGAUGUCUAAUGUGAUUACUGUUAUAAUAGGCCUGGUGGGGAAUUCACUAGUGUUUCUCUUAAUGAGAGAUGCCAAGUUCUCCUUGCUAUCUUACCCAAUCUAUUUGAGAGUUCUUUCCGUGUCUGAUAGCGCUGUCCUAAUACUGUUUUGUUUACAUCAAUCUUUGAGAUUCUUCCACUCAUUUCAUAUUAUCGGGGACCACGAGAUCGGCUGCCGAGUAUGGAUGUUCAUGAGGUACACAGUGAUGACGCUCUCUCCGUGGCUGGUCGUCGGGUUGACCGUCGAUCGGUUCGUCUGUGUUGUCUUCCCGUUAACACGGAAUCGAUUCUGCACUCCGAGAAAAGCAAAGAUCGUCUGCUCAUGCCUGAUUGCAUUUUCGAUACUCAUCACGCUACCACUGUUGGAAGGCGUAAAGACUGUAGACAACUCUAACUUGUGUUUCAUAGAAGACCACCUCAUGGUUUACUUUGCUUUUAUCCGUUUAGUUGCCACUUCUAAUCUUCCGUGUUUCCUGAUCCUUGUUCUGAACAUUGUGAUUGGAAUCCACAUCCAACGCAGCGCCACUUUCAGAAAGAGAUUCACCUCAUCAACCAGCUCUGGCUCCACGGAAACCAAGCUGGACAAGUCACUUCGUCCUCUCAUGUUGAUCUCGAUAUUGGCUUUCGUGACUCUCCUGCCUUCUUCUACUGCAGACAGCGUUAUUUUGAUUCUAGUCGUCUCUAAAGCAGGUUUUAACGAACUGUCCCUUUUGAUGAAAUUGUGGCCGCUGUUUAAUAUCUUAUACCUGUUGAACUUUGGACAGAAUUUUUACAUCCUAAUGGUCAGUUCCGUAAAGUAUAGGAAUAUAAUGAAGAGGAAGCUGAAAUGUCACAACGUCUAUGGACGAAAUGAUGACACUGUCAGGACAAUGUCAUUCCAGGUUUCUGAAUUUGCUGAUUUCAGGACAAAUAUAACAGAAACGAGCAUGGCAAAUAUAACAGAAUCGAACACUGCAAAUACUAGUAUAACAGAACCGAGCACCGCAAAUAUGACAGAACCGAACACUGCAAAUAUAACAGAAUCGAAUACUGCAAAUACAAUAGAAUGGAGUACUGAACUGUCAGUUGCCUCCCCUACUAUGCGAUCUGAUGAUAAUGGUUCAUCCGAGUUUCCAUAUGAUAGUAAUUAA